Molecule: messenger RNA, 269 nt
Organism: Hymenoscyphus albidus
Lineage: Eukaryota; Fungi; Ascomycota; Leotiomycetes; Helotiales; Helotiaceae
Source: the annotation of a GenBank genome assembly
AUGAAAUGCUCAACAUCCAGCAAAAUAGGGAAUAUAGACCACAUAUAUGCCGAAAAGAUUUGGAAAACUGUGCGUUUCAUUGGAAAUGGAAUUGAAGUUGCAGUACAGCUUGGAAGUACACUAGAGACGGAAGUUGGGAAUGCGAAUGGAGAUGACUCGGUAUUCAUGAACGUUGAGUUUCUGUCGAUGGCAAAAGAUAAGCCGAACGACAUUGUAUGUCGAAAAAUCGUUGUUUGGAAAAAAUAUUGUAGGUUCAUUAUUGUGGUUGA